Solea solea (common sole) is the source of this 2204-nucleotide messenger RNA. RefSeq lists its product as uncharacterized. The transcript is spliced from 16 exons. Bases 450 to 2204 code for a protein of 584 amino acids. The record is from RefSeq and is a predicted model, not a curated record. Lineage: Eukaryota; Metazoa; Chordata; Actinopteri; Pleuronectiformes; Soleidae.
AUGACUUACACUUGUGUUCAAUUCUUAUAACCAGUUUUUGAUUGGUGCAUUUUAAACCACGCCUCUUUUCCCCUAACUUGUCUGUGAUUGGUCUAUUACCACGUCUGUCAGGUAAAACUCAGCUCUGUUAGGACUGUGCCCUUCAGUUGUGUAGUUUCUACACAGCACGUGGUUCUACUUGGCCUUGGCUUUCAGUGGACUGCACUUGAGCGAAUUUCAUCUUUUUCAAAGUCUCUUCAACGGUUAAAAGGUCUUUCUUCUUUGUGUGUACUGGACUUCAUCAGCAGAACCAGCGGAUAAUUUUAGUGGAUUGAAUUUCCAGGGACGUCACAAAGUUACAGAGGAACAGGAAUUGGUUUAAAUUAUUUCGUUCAUUUAAUACAACUGUUUUCUGGUAUAUAUUUUACUGUUUCUGUGUGAGUUUUUGUAUUUCUAUUGGUUAGGUGAAGAUGCCUCGCCUGAAGAAGCACAACCGUUCCAUCGCGGCCAAGAAGAGCAUGGAGGAACGCCUGGCAGCAGUGGUGGCAUCUGCGCCUCUGGUCCCCACCACUUGCUUCCCACCACCAACACGUGGUCCCUCACGUCGUGGUACUGGUCGUCGCCACCGUGUGAGCACCUGGCCAGUUUCACCCCUGACUGGCAGGAGUCACAAGAUGAUCAUCCCAGCCGAGUCACCUGACAAGAAGUUUGUUCUUUUUGUCGGUGAUUCCCACCUGCGCGCCAUUGUUGAUGGCCAUGUGAAGAUUUCGCACAAGCAGCUUUCUUUUGGUCUCAUGUCAACGCCAGGGGCUGACGCCAAGGACCUGAGGACUGAGAUGGUGAGUGCAGUCCUUCCCAGGACACCUGACCUUGUUUGUGUUCUUGCGCCCAGCAACAACUUGACUAAGGGGACUUUGGAUCAGGCUGCAGUGGACUUUGAGGAGCUUCUCACCAGUGCCUUGUCUCGGUGGCCGAAGUUGUUUGUCCUGGACUUCCCUCCGCGCCGGAACGUGGAUCAGGACUUGCAGGAACUUUUUCGCCAGGAGUUUCACCGUGUGGCUGCACGCAAGGGUGUGAGGUACUACUCUAUUGCAGAGUUCUUUCCUCUCAGCCAGCGUGACCUGUGGAGUUGGGAUGGGGUGCACCUGAGUGAUGGAUCUGGGAUGAGGACGCUGGUGACAUUGCUAUGCGACAAAUCCAGUCUGGAGCUAGCGAUGGCUGUUGCACAGGAGGAGUCGCGUAGCAUGUUGCCAGCUGUUCCUGCUCCUGCUCCUCGUCUGGCUCCGAGGUUGGUUGUGGUUGGAGAGGCCCGCUCUCCACGUCCGUUGCACAACCCAUUGGAUUGGAAGGUGGUUGAACCACGCAGGACGGGGAGCAGCUCGCCCCCUAAGGGAGGGAAGGUUCAGCUCAGGGAUUGUUCCAUCCCUCUCACUCCUGUGUGGUUCAGCCCACCAAUGUUGGAGAUGAUGGACAGUGUCCGUCCGGGCAAUCUUGAUCAGAAGGAGCCCAGUACUUCUGCCAAGGGACCAAUGGGGGUCAAGCGUCCUAGGAGCCCUUUUGCUCCAAAGAAGAGCUGUGGGAAACAGAAGGUGAAGGUGGAGGAGUGGCCUGAACUUCCCAAGGCUGUGUCGGUGGAGGUGGGGGAUUGGCCUGGAGUGCCCAAGGCUGUGGAGGAGGUCCCUGUGGAGCGUCCCCGCAGACGCAUUGUCUUCAAGAAGAGGCGUACUUCUCAGCAGCAGGGGGCAGCUGCAGAUGUUGUGGAGGUGAUGAGUGGACCAUCACCUGUGACCAUUGAAGACUGUCCCCCUCUGCACAGCUCCCCAGACCUCAUCCAAAGUAAGGUCGCUGUUUUUGAUGCUUUGCCGGUAACGUUUGAUGCUGGGUCUGUUAGUUCAGGGGAAGAGGAGAUCAUAGUGGUCUCUGAUACAGACAGAUUCAGAGGGACACAGAAGUUGUUUGAGAUUGCUGGUGUUCGUGUCACUGUCAAAGUAGAUGGUGGUGCUAGCCAGUCAUCUUCAGGGAAGAUUGGUGCAAAGCGCAAGGCUACUACAAUGCCUUCUCGUGAAGAUGCCUCGCCUGAAGAAGCACAACCGUUCCAUCGCGGCCAAGAAGAGCAUGGAGGAACGCCUGGCAGCAGUGGUGGCAUCUGUGCCUCUGGUCCCCACCACUUGCUUCCCACCACCAACACGUGGUCCCUCACGUAUGUGUUCACCUGUUUUCUUUAA